ACAAGAAAGGAGGAUUUCAGGGAGGGUGAAGCCCUGAAGUCACAGCUCACUGUUUCAGCAUUCAGAGAGAAGACAGGAGAAGAUCCAUCUCACAGAGAAACACAAGGAUGAAACAAAAGGAUGUCAAACAAGAGGACAGAUGACUCUGCUCAAGGAGGCCAAAGAAAAUCUUCUAUCUGUGUUUCCAGGGGAGUCUUAUAUUGAGAACACAUGGUGGACAUAUGUACUGGACUAAGCCAGACUUAGGGACACUUGCAGCCAACUCACCUGUGUGUACUGGGAGAGGGAAGAGCUCCGAGGUUCCUGUCCAAGCGUACGUUCCCAGGUUCAGACAGGUGCGUGAGGUUUCCUGUGUGUCGGAGUAGAACAAGGUGGGCUGUGGUGGCUCAGGUCCAAACUGUGGCACAGUUUGCUGUGAGACAACAGCGGAAGGAGCGGAACACAGGGGACAAGAAAGACAGAGGACACAGAGACAGAUUGAGAGAGAUCGUGUCAGAAUUGAUGAUCAAAGGUCACAACAGCAGAGGAAAAUAAUUGGAGUUUUUGUUUGGUGUUGGGGACAAUGAAGGCACUACAGAAGAAUCAGGGACGCACUGACCAGAUGUUGGGAGCCAUGGCUGACAUGCUUACUUCUGUGGCCAUGCCUAAUCAACAGUGGGUCUCAGAGGGGAGUGAGGCGGACCUCCCAUCAAGCGAGGAUGAAAAGGGGCCUGUCCAGGGCCAGUGGGAGCCAGAGGGGCUGGAGUGGGAGCAGCAGGCCCCUACUACAGAAAACCCAGAGCAGAGAGAAAGAACAGACUCGUACUCGGCAGCAGGCAGUGACGGUAGCAUCUCCACCUCUGUGGCAUCACUGCCCCCACAGGCAUCAGGCAGCUCAGCUCCCAGCUCCCCGGGCUCCAGACGCUCUGUGAGCACCCUGAAGAAGUGGCUCACAAACCCUGUCCGCAAACUCAGUGCCGGGGCCACCGCCAAAGGAGAGCGUCAGGUCCGCAAACUUGAGGGAAAACCCCCACCUCUUCCAUGCCACAGUCACAGCCAGGAUCUGGGCAGCCCCCUGAGGCCUGACGAGACUCUCACCAUCCUGCCUGUCACCCACAGAGAACUGGAGUGGAAAGAUGGCCUAGCAAGCCCUGAAGACCUGUCACCGGCUACACUACCGUCCCCCAGCUACAUAACUGACUCACUGAUUGGCUGUACGUCAUUGCCAAACACCCAGGAUGCUCAGUCCACCGGGGUUUUGCCAGAUGACAGCGGCUCUGUGUUGAUGGACGACACCUCCAGCCAAUGGUCAGCUGCAGCUGACACUGAGGAGGAGAGGAGAAGUGCCUUGGAGAAAAGCUUGUAUGUACUGAAGGAGCUUAUUGAGACAGAGAAGCACUAUGUGGGAGACCUGGGGCUCAUAGUGGAGGGCUACAUGGCCACAAUGAGCUCCAAAGGUAUACCGGAAGACAUGAAGGGAAAAGACAAGAUUGUUUUUGGGAACAUUCACCAAAUAUUUGACUGGCAUAAAGACUACUUCCUGGGAGAGCUGGAGAAGUGUUUGGCAGAGCCAGAGAGGCUGGCUCAGCUCUUCAUUAAACAUGAGAGGCGUCUGCAUAUGUAUGUUGUAUACUGUCAGAACAAGCCCAAGUCGGAACACAUUGUCUCAGAGUACAUCGAAACUUACUUUGAGGAGUUGCGGCAGCAGCUGGGCCACAGGCUGCAGCUCAACGACCUGCUCAUCAAACCCGUCCAGAGGAUCAUGAAGUACCAGCUGCUGCUCAAGGACUUCCUGAAGUAUUACACCAAAGCUGGGAUGGACACUGAAGAGUUGGAGAAAGCAGUAGAAGUGAUGUGCUUUGUGCCAAAACGUUGCAAUGACAUGAUGAAUGUGGGCCGACUACAAGGCUUCGAGGGGAAGAUCACAGCCCAGGGCAAACUGCUCCAGCAAGACACCUUCACUGUCACCGAGCAGGACAGUAGCUUCCUGUCCCGAGCCAAGGAAAGACGGGUCUUCCUUUUUGAGCAGCUGGUCAUCUUCAGUGAGCCAAUUGACAGAAAGAAAGGUUUCUCACUCCCUGGAUACAUCUUCAAGAACAGCAUCAAGGUGAGCUGCCUAGGGGUGGAGCCCAUAGUGGACGGCGAUGAUGAACGCUUUGCGCUGACUUCACGCAACCCGGAUGGGAGCGUGGUGCGCUUCCUGCUGCAGGCCUCUUCCCCUGAAAUCUGCAGGGCCUGGGUCAAUGAUGUAGUUCAGAUCUUGGAAACCCAGCGCAACUUCCUCAAUGCCUUACAGUCACCUAUUGAGUACCAGCGGCGAGAGAGCAAGUCAAAUAGCCUCGGCCGCUGCAUGAGGCCCCCUCUGUCUGCGGCCAGUGCCCUACGGCCCCAUUCCUCUGCCUCUAUUGAUCGUCAUAAGCUGCCCUCCCUUCACUCUCACAACACCUCCUUGCCCACACUCUACCUGCCUAGCCAAGGCCAGGGCCAAGGACCCAGCGAGACAUACUCCCUGCGGGACCCCGCUUUGGUCCAGCCGUACCCUGCUGACUCCCACACUCUUUCUCCGUCACACGUCCAACUGGGCUUGACUGAUCAGCCAAACUGUCAAGCUGUGUCAAAUGGGCUGUGCAUACCCACCACACAAAGUUCACAGCAGAGAGCAGGAGAGGGCUGCCGAAGGGGGCAGGCUGCCCUGGAUGCUGGGAGCCAGGGUCCACUGUCAGGUCCCUCAGCUGGACGACGCCCCAGCAACCUGGCUCAGCUAGCUGAGGAUGACCUAUGAACUCUCACACUGUCUGUCUCCUGGGUCAGGAAGACAGCAGCUAACACUACAGCUGUGGACACAAGAGGACUUGUCUAUUGUCUGUUUAAGCCAGGCUGGACUCUUACCUGGUUCACCAAUGAUUUCUGGAGUAUUUUGAAUGAACCUGAAGGAACAUAUGAAGGAGUUAUGAGCUGUAACUACAAAAUGACUUUUCUCCUGUUCUUAGAGAGCCAUUUAAAGGGAGGCGACUGGCCUUGGCCACCUUCAGUGUACGUGAACAGCACCCAGUGGGAUGUUACUUGGCUCAGAGUUUAAAAAAUACUAAGUGGACAGUCAGUGUUAUGACAAUUUCUGCUUUUUACCUUUUUGAGAGUUUGUAUACCAUACUCUGCUCUCUUUCAAAGGGCAAGGGGAAUUUGUUUGAUGAAGAAAUAUCCAUUCCUAAUUGGGGCGGUCACUGGAGUUACAUGUGUGCCUGAAUGUGUGAUUAUGCAAUGACGUGUGGAUGUGUUUGAGUGCAUGAGAGUGCGCAAGGAAUGCUAGUGGCUCUUCUUGUACUCUCUGGUAAAUUUUCGUGAUAAAGUUUUUUUUUCCUGAUGCCCCAUUGUCAAGACAAGUACAGCUCCAUAAAUAUAAUUUGUCAUUCCCCUGCUGACAACUGAUUUGCUGUUUAUGUUGACAAGAAUGGGAAAGGCAGAACACUUGAUGUGAACAUGCCACAAGGACUUUACUCACUUGAAUUUUAUCUGAAAGUGAAGAACUUUCUUUCUUGCCACAGUGCUGAGAGCCCCCUUGCUCUCUUAUUCCGUUUGACUGGCCCUCGUUUGAUCUGGACAAAAAAGGUGAGGGAGCCCCCUGGAGGUUCUCUGUGGGUAUGACGUCACUUCAGCAUACUUUUUGCUCUUUGGGCGACUCCAGAGCAGUUGCUAGAUGGGCGCAUUCAAAGGGACUGCUGACCCCAAGUGUUGCAAGCAACAGCUCCUUGGUGAUUGACUGGCACCGCGCUACUUUACGCAGAUCUUUCUUUCCAUGCCGGAGUAGAUUCGGGGACACAUCCUUAAAAAUGCAUUGGUUCAAACUAAUACUGAUUGUUUUAUUAGUCCACUGUCGUCAUGUCAAGGCUGUGCACCAUUUCUAUAAUCUCUGUUAGCUUUUUGCCCUCAUGGGUUAAAUACUGUGCAGGGCAUACCAUAAAGGCAAUCAUACAUUUCCAGUUGUAAGAUGAAGAAUGACCCAGGUAUGCCAAUAAAUGUUACCGUUCCAGUUGGUUGAAAUGAAGGAUACGAUGUUGCUGGAUAAACAGAGUGAUGCUGACAAAUCUGCAUGCACCCUCUUCCUCAGACAACAGUGCCAAAAACAAGUGUAGCUCACCAAUCAAUGUUUCAUGCUCUUAUUCCAUAGUUCAGUUUGCCACUAUUCUUACAAAACAAUCGUAGAUAUCCGUGUUACUAUCUGGAUUGUAAUACCUAAGGGACAAAAAGAGGAGAGCGGAGUAGAUGAAGGGGGCUAUCCUGUCAAUAUCAGGUCAGUUCUUAUUUGUGGCCAGUAGAGGUCCCCACAAGGCUUUCACUUCCAGUUUAUUAGGAUCAUACAGCUGCACCAAAGAUCAAUAGGCCUCAUGUGUCAGUGCUAACAGUGAAGCUGCUUAAUAAUCUGUCAGAAAAACAACAAUAAAUUACUCAGAGUAAACUGAAAGGUGAGACAUUAGGUGAGCUGGACCAUUUCGCAGAAUCUGCAUCUUAAGUCUGCAGUUAAUGUGAACCUGUGAGUUUUCACGGGAAUUACUGAUCAGGCAGGUUUGCAUGUCACACAGAGGGAUACCACUAAGGAGAACCAAAAGCAAGGACAUAAAACCAAGAUAGGGCUGGUUAAUGCCAUGUUUUACUGAGCAGAAACUGUUGUAU
Molecule: messenger RNA, 4647 nt
Organism: Xiphias gladius (swordfish)
Lineage: Eukaryota; Metazoa; Chordata; Actinopteri; Istiophoriformes; Xiphiidae
Gene: arhgef25a
Product: Rho guanine nucleotide exchange factor (GEF) 25a
Exons: 17
Coding region: 563-2761 (732 amino acids)
Biological process (GO): axon guidance
Cellular component (GO): plasma membrane; cytoplasm
Molecular function (GO): guanyl-nucleotide exchange factor activity
Source: RefSeq, a predicted model, not a curated record